AUGACACAUUCUCCUAAUCAACAAAAUCAAAUCCUAUACAGUGAAAGUGAAGAGUGGAAGGAUAUUAAACCAAUAUAUAAUACUCCUGAUGAAGAUUGUGCAGUGAAGAUUUCAACAACUGAAGAAUUUGAUGAUGCCUUUGCUUACUUGAGGGCAGUUAUGAAUGCAACUGAGUUGAGUGAGCGUGUACUCGAAUUGACAACAACUUGUAUUUCUUUAAACGCCGCUAAUUAUAGUGUUUGGAAUUAUCGGCGUAAAGUUCUUCGUGUAUUAGGCUUGAAUAUUGAGGAUGAAUUAAAAUAUUGUGAAACAGUUAUCGCCUUUCUCAGGUAUCACCGAAGAGCUAUUGUGGAAGAAUCUGGAGAAUAUCGAGCCGAACUUGAAUUUACGGCUUCUAAACUUGAAGAUGAUUCGAAAAACUACCAUGCAUGGCAACACAGGCAAUGGGUUGUUGAAUAUUUCAAUCUUUUUUCACCUGAGGAAAUGGACUUUGCCGACUCACAUCUAAAAGAGGAUUUAAGAAAUAAUUCAGCAUGGAAUUAUCGUUAUUUUAUUUGCUUGAAUUUGAGUGAUCGUUUUCAGCAAAAUCAAUUUUUGCAGAUUGAAAUAGAAAUUUUAAUAAAUGAUGAUUUGGGGCUACAACGGCCGGAAAUUGUUAAUGUUGUGAAAGAAUUGCUUUCAAGAAUUCCAAGCUGUCCAUCUCCUCACUUGCAUCUUUUUGUUGUUAAUUCACUCAUUGAACAAAUUCGAAAAUGUACAAACAACAAACAAAAAGUCGAAUAUUCUUUAACUGUCAAUCAACAUCUAAAAAUUCUAGAAGAAAUUGAACCUAAACGAAUUAAGUAUUGGCAUUAUAUGAAAAAAUUUAUUGAUGAUUUGCUUAUGGAUAAUUGCAAAAAUUGUAAAACUUGUUCAAGAGAAGUUGAAUCAUCUUAUAUAGACAUUUAUCCAGUCAAGCCUCCACGACGAAAUUCAUCUAAUGAAGAUGUUUUGAGACAAACAAUGAUGUUACCUGAUGAUCGAUCGGUAAAAGUUGAAUUAUAUAAAGGUGAAGAUCAGAUGGCAGAGAUUAUGGCAUUAAUGAGACGGUUAAUUUUCUUUAAAAAAAUAAUUAGGGAGAUUAUAUUUUGUAGAGAAUUAAGUGAACCUUACUCUAUUUAUACUUAUCGUUAUUUUAUAUAUUGUUGGCCAGAGCUUUGCUUUUUGAAUGUUGGUAUUGGCACUACACUAGCAAAAGCUAUUAUUCACGCUAUGACAGAUAGAGGAUGCGAGGAGGUUUUGAUUUGUAAUAUUUACAAUUUGAAUUAUUUUUUGAAGAUUGUUCUGGAAACGGAGGCAAGUAACAACAAUUCACUAUCUCUUUAUGCUCGUCUCGGCUUUAUUCGUGAAUCGCGACUUUUUCGCUAUUAUAUGAGCGGUUCAGACGCUUUUCGGCUAAAACUUUAUUUGCCGGAAUCUCGAAAAGAAGAUGAUGAAAACCCUAAAAAUGAUACUUCUGUUGUCGCUGCUGACUUAAUCUCGACUGUUUCUAUUAAGGAUGAUUUAUGUGAAGAAGAAAAGACAAAAGACUCUAUUUGA
Messenger RNA from Meloidogyne enterolobii, 1578 nucleotides. Lineage: Eukaryota; Metazoa; Nematoda; Chromadorea; Rhabditida; Meloidogynidae. The record is from the annotation of a GenBank genome assembly.